CGGAGGCUGCGACCGGCCGGGUAUUCACUCAGUCGGAUGCAACAGUAUCUCCCAAUCCGAGCAGCCUGCGCGGCCAUUGGCGGCAGGUCUGCUCCCUAAAAGGCACGAGUUUGCCAAUCUCUGCUCUCUGUCAGGUCCUGGAAAGCCUGAAUCCCGGACUGAUGGUCCGCACAUGUCCACUGGGAGGGAGGAGACAGCCAAAGGCAGGGACACUACACUCGGGAGGAUUUAGUUUCCAGUUGAAUCUCCCUCUCCUUUCAUUUUAUCUAUUCAAAGAAAAACUGCAUGUACAGAUAAAAUAUUACACAUAUUCAUACACGCACGGACGAGCAGAAGGAAAUUAUUUUUUUCUUUUUAUAUAGAUUCAGAAAUUGUUCUUACGGAUUUGGGGAUUUUUUUUUUCUGCUUUGCUUUACUGGCCUAUCCUCUGCGUCUUUGCUCUCUCCUCCUCCCUCCUUAACUCAGCUCAGGUUGAAAGUUUGUGGGGCACGUUUCCUUCGCCCCCUUCAGGGAUGGCUCUGAGCUCUCGCGCGCACGCCUUCUCUGUGGAAGCUCUGAUGGGGAGAACCAGCAAAAGAAAACUGCAAGAUCCAAGAGUGAAGGCGCAGGAUGAAUUACAGGAGAAAGAGGACAGACAGAAACUGGAAAAGAGAAAGAGCAGCCCUGCGGGGAAGAGCGAGCAACCCGCAGAAAAGCGACCCAAGACAGAGCUUUCAACUGCUCUUUCUGGCUGUGGAGGCGGCGCUGGCGGCGGCGGCGACGACAACAGCCGCGAAAGUCUGGAAGAGAAAGAUGUUAUCCACGUGGAACUCCAAGGAUCCGAGCUGUGGAAGCGAUUCCAUGACAUUGGGACUGAGAUGAUCAUUACCAAGGCGGGCAGGAGAAUGUUCCCCUCUGUCCGGGUCAAGGUGAAAGGACUGGAUCCAGGGAAGCAGUAUUACAUCGCGAUUGAUGUGGUUCCGGUUGAUUCUAAGCGCUACAGGUACGUGUAUCACAGCUCACAGUGGAUGGUGGCAGGGAAUACAGACCACUCCUGCAUCACUCCCAGAUUCUAUAUCCAUCCGGACUCUCCCUGCUCCGGAGAGACCUGGAUGCGACAGAUCAUCAGUUUUGAUCGGGUGAAACUCACCAACAACGAAAUGGACGACAAAGGCCACAUCAUUCUGCAGUCCAUGCAUAAGUACAAGCCUCGUGUGCAUGUGAUGGAGCAAGACAGCAAGACUGACCUGUCCCGGAUUCAGUCCUUGCCCGUGGAAGGGAUUAAAACUUUCUCCUUUAAAGAAACAGAAUUCACCACAGUGACAGCUUACCAAAACCAACAGAUCACCAAGCUGAAAAUCGACAGGAAUCCUUUUGCUAAAGGAUUUAGAGAUCCUGGAAGAAACAGGGGUGUGUUGGAUGGGCUUUUAGAAAACUACCCAUGGAGGCCUUCUCUCAUUCUGGAUUUGAAAACCUAUGGUGCAGAUACACAAAGUGGAAGCAGCGGCUCCUCUCCAGUGACAUCAAGUGGAGGGGCUCCUUCUCCUUUGAAUUCCUUACUUUCUCCACCUUGCUCUCCACCUACCUUUCACUUACCUACGAGCUCCUUUGGAAUGCCCUGUCCGGAGACAUACCUGCACAAUAUCAACUUGCCCCUUUGCUACAAGAUUUGUCCAGCUAAUUUUUGGCGACAGCAACCUCUUUUCUUACCUGCUACUGAAAGGCUAGCAAGCAGCAACAGUUCUCAGUCUUUAGCUCCAUUCAUGAUGGAAGUGCCCAUGUUGUCUUCUCUGGGGGUUGCCAAUUCAAAAAGCAGUUCAACUGAAGACUUCAAUGGGCAAUGUCUUCAAACAUCUAAUUCUGCCAAUCAAGCGGUGUAUGGAUUACAGUCAACUGGAAACAUUUUCCCACCCAACUCCAUUGCCAGAGAAGCACUCAGUUGUUCUUUCCAUCCUCCCUAUGGCUUGUAUAGGUAUAACUACUCUAUGCCAUCUAGACUGGUAAAUGCUGCAAACCAUCUCAAAGUGAAUGACAACGGUCAAGUCUCUUUUAGAGAAAGCAGAUGUAAUCAUGUUCACUGGCAUCCAACAAUUAACCAUUGCCUUUAAUGAAACAAUUCAUAAUAGAGUUACACAUAGCGCAUAUUUGUAAACAAAUAAAGAUCACCUGCUGUUGAGCUUAAAAAUUUUCACAGCUAGACACGAUUGCUCUGCUAUGUAUUUAAAGUACCUUAUCUGUUCUCACGAAGUUGUUUAUACACUCAAAUGUGAUCUAUAAGAACCUCUGAUGACAGUGUCCUUGGGCCUCAAAAUAAGAAACUCAAUAAAUAUUGUUUUGAGAGAUAGCCUACCAGUGAGAAUUGAUGUCAGGUGAUGGGGUCUCCAAAUAUAAUGAGGCCAGUUUACCACGCCAACUAUCUUUUAUGCAUUGAUUAUGACCAAAAUAAAUAUGUCAUUUUUGCAGAAGCAGUGAAACAAUUUCAAUCUUAUUAAUGAAAAUUAACUCCAUUGUAAUUGUCUUUCUAAUAAUUGUAAAAGAAAAUUUAAUCAUCUGCUGUAUGCAUUUAUACUCUGCUGUUGAAGGAAAUAUUAGUUUCAAAGUGCAAAUAAGGAAGCAAACUUUAAGUAUUAUUUUUAUUAAUCUUUGUAGCCUAACAGCUAUUUAAUCCUGAAGGAAUACAAAGAACAAAA
Ochotona princeps (American pika) is the source of this 2669-nucleotide messenger RNA. RefSeq names its product T-box transcription factor 22 (gene TBX22). The transcript has 8 exons. Gene Ontology annotation, molecular function: RNA polymerase II cis-regulatory region sequence-specific DNA binding; DNA-binding transcription factor activity, RNA polymerase II-specific. The record is from RefSeq and is a predicted model, not a curated record. Bases 513 to 2087 code for a protein of 524 amino acids. Gene Ontology annotation, biological process: regulation of transcription by RNA polymerase II; positive regulation of DNA-templated transcription; cell fate specification. NCBI's taxonomy places the organism in Eukaryota, Metazoa, Chordata, Mammalia, Lagomorpha, Ochotonidae. Gene Ontology annotation, cellular component: nucleus.